This is a messenger RNA of Momordica charantia (bitter melon), 1131 nucleotides long. Its product is annotated as heat stress transcription factor B-3. Gene Ontology annotation, molecular function: DNA-binding transcription factor activity; RNA polymerase II cis-regulatory region sequence-specific DNA binding. The record is from RefSeq and is a predicted model, not a curated record. Gene Ontology annotation, biological process: regulation of transcription by RNA polymerase II. Gene Ontology annotation, cellular component: nucleus. NCBI's taxonomy places the organism in Eukaryota, Viridiplantae, Streptophyta, Magnoliopsida, Cucurbitales, Cucurbitaceae.
AGAAUUCUUGUUCUCUUCAUUAUAUAUCUACAAAACCCCUUUAAUUUCUCCUUCUCUAAAAUCCCACAAAAUCCAUAAAUUCCAUCCAUAUCCUCAUCUCUCAUAUUCUACUUAAUUGUUAACAUGGAGGCCGGCGUGAGCAAUGAUCGGAAGGGGUCGCCGGCAGCGGCGGCGGAGGAGGAGAGUGUGAUAAUGAGAAAGUCAACGCCGCCGCCGUUUCUGGUGAAGACUUAUAAAGCAGUGGAGGAUCCGGCGACCGACGACGUGAUAUCGUGGAACGGCGACGGGACGGCGUUUGUGGUGUGGCAGACGGCGGAGUUCGCCAAGGAUGUUCUUCCUACUCUCUUCAAGCACUGCAACUUCUCUAGCUUUGUUCGCCAACUUAAUACAUACGGGUUUAGAAAGGUGGCCACGACAAGAUGGGAGUUUUGCAACAACAAAUUUCAAAAGGGUGAGAAAGAAAAGCUCUGUGAAAUACGAAGAAGGAAAGCAUGGACGUCCAACAAACAACGCGUAGCCGAAGCAUCAGAACAUCACGAGCUCGAUGAAGAUCAAAGAUCAUCCUCGUCGAACUCGUCGUCUUCGGAGUACAAUACUCUCGUGGACCAGAACAAGCGGUUGAAGGAAGAAAACGGGGCCUUAAUCUCCGAGCUCGCGAGCAUGAAAAACAAGUGUAGAGAGCUUCUUGAUUUGGUGGCUAAGUGUGGAAAAAAGAGUUCAAAGGAAGAAGAGGUAGAUGAGAGGCCAAAGCUAUUUGGAGUGAGGUUGGAGGUUGAAGGAGAGAGGGAGAGGAAGAGAAAAAGAGGAGAAAACAAUCAAGAGAUCAAUGAAACAGCAACUUUCUUGCUAUCUCAAUCAUGCAAAAUGAAGGUCAAAGAGGAGAAAGCAAUUAUUAGAUUUUAAAAAGGCUACUAAAAAAUCUAGUAGCUUAUAGAAAGAUUAUGCUUGUUAGAUGGCAAAUAGUGCAUUAUGAAGAAGUAUAGAAACAUAAUCUGUAAAAAGAUUUUAUUUGAUUUUUUUGUUUUGUUUUUGUUAUAAUUUAUAAAGACUAAUAAAGGCUAAAUGGCUAACAUGUAAAAUGGGCACAAGCUCCACUUUUCAAUUUAUAUGAUCAAUGUGGUGUUGACACGA